This is a messenger RNA of Eurytemora carolleeae, 1316 nucleotides long. RefSeq lists its product as uncharacterized. Lineage: Eukaryota; Metazoa; Arthropoda; Copepoda; Calanoida; Temoridae. Bases 552 to 1190 code for a protein of 212 amino acids. The transcript is spliced from 2 exons. The record is from RefSeq and is a predicted model, not a curated record.
GUUUAAGGGUAAGCUGGAAUUCCACGAGGUUAUUCAUUCAGGUGUGAACACAGGAUCAAGGGACAACAGUCGAGAAGUUGAAAGGUAAAAUUUGGAGUUUAUUAUCGUAAAUUUGGAAAUGUUAAGGCUGUUAGGGGUUACGUAAAUUUAGUUUUAUUGUUUUAUUACAAAAAUAUAUAAUAAGUCGAGUAUGUUUGAAAGGGCGAACAUAAAAGGGGGAAACAUAUAUAGCGACAAUAUAAAAAAAGGGAAUAUAACUGAUUUAUAAAGCUGUAUUGGAGAAAAGGUGUAAAUUGCAAAAAGAAUAAGAAGAAGGAAAAGACGGAAGCGUAGGAGGGAUUGAAACAAAAGAAAUAAUAUGUAAGAAUGUACGUAAAUGUUUUUUAUCAACAAAUGAAUGUGAUCUAGUUGCAAGCAAGGAUUUGUUUAUGUAAUUUAAUAUCGUAAAGUGAGACGAGUAAAUCAUAUGAUACAGAGUAAGAAAGUUGUAGUUUGUUAGGGUAGUAGGAUUUAGGUUAUUGGAUAACAGUAAGAGUGAAUAAUUAUUUCAGAUGUGGGACGGAGACGACAAGAAGUUCAGCGAGGAGUACGAGGACGAUUUUGACUAUAGUGAAGGGGCUGGGGGUGAAGGGGUGCCAGAGAAAGAUGUAAUUCAGAAACAGAUUGUGAAGAUAAAGAAUACAGUGAAUGUAGCUGUAAAUAAUUAUGUAAAUACCAUGAAUGCAAUGAAGGAGGAGUUGUUGGCAAAGGAUGAGGGAGUGAUGACUGAAGGAGUACAAGAGGUGAUAACUGGGAGUAGAAUGAAGGAGCGCCUAGCAACGAAGUUACAGGAAGCGGUUACAGAGGGAGUUCAAGUGAUGAAGAAUUCAAUGGAAUAUGUCAACGGAACUACUAUUAGUGAAAUAGAUAAACAGAUGGUGAACAUAAUUGGGGACAGUAAGAACGCGACUUUUGCAGUACAUGAGCAUUUAUGUGAGAACAAGGAGGAAGGCACAUCAGUGAAUGUACAGAUAGUGCUGAUAAUUGGUGGUAUCGUCAUUGGAGUUGUUAUGUCUAUAAUGGUGUAUUUCUGCGCGAAAUAUUUAAGGAGAGGAGGAAAAAUGGCAGGACCUGAAGCUGUGUGGAGGAAAGAGCAGGGGUGUCUGAGAUCCUGUGUAGGAGAUAUGAAGGUUUGUAGUAAAUUAGAAUAAAUUAGAUAGCUGAGGAAUUAUAGAAUAUAAAGGUUGAAGGUAGGGGAGGGAAGGAUAUAGGAACAGUAGAAUUUUGAUGUGUGAGAAAUUUUUUGAAAUAUUUAAAGGGAUGCAAAAAUAUUUAAG